This is a messenger RNA of Episyrphus balteatus (marmalade hoverfly), 3576 nucleotides long. RefSeq names its product adenosylhomocysteinase-like 1. Gene Ontology annotation, cellular component: cytosol. NCBI's taxonomy places the organism in Eukaryota, Metazoa, Arthropoda, Insecta, Diptera, Syrphidae. The record is from RefSeq and is a predicted model, not a curated record. Gene Ontology annotation, biological process: L-methionine cycle. Bases 475 to 2025 code for a protein of 516 amino acids. The transcript has 10 exons.
AAUAUCAUUUCCAUGAGGAAUUCAGAAAGUCCUUUGGGAUUUUAUGGGAUAUUAUUUUUUUUUGUUAUUUUUGUUUGAUAUUAAAAAUGUCCGCAAUAGUACAUUAUCUACACAGUUAUUUUAUUCUAUGUGUGACCUACAAAAUUUUUACUUCUGCCAUAAGUUCUCCAUAUUAAUUCCUUUUCAUGAUAGAAAUGUGUUCUCAUUGCAAUUAAAAAACAAUUAUAUGGUGAAUGAUUGUGUUAUGUAGUGAAAAAGAUUGAUUAUUAAAUUGCAAAUUGUAUAUCUUAUCGUUUCAUACAUCCAACAUAAUACCGAAUUGCCAUAAGUUUAUUUACGUACCUAACAAUCAUCCAUUUUACUGGUUACUGUUACUUAUUUACUUUCCGUUAGAAACAACUGCAGCGCGCACACCACAAGUGAUUUUUUUUUUUGUACUCCAUAAUUUAAUAUUGAGAAAAAAUCAGUGCAAAAAUGAAUAAUGUUAGUGAUACACCCGUUCCUGACCCCGGUUCUGGAGAAAAGGAGAUGGAUGCAUCAAGUUCCUUUAUUGGACAACGCACGUCAAUGCAAGAAACCAAACAAUCUGGAGCUCUCAAGAAAACUAGUCGCUAUCGUAGUCGAUCCCUUUCGGCUUCAUCGACAGAUUCUUAUAGUUCGGCAUCAUACACUGGAAGUAGUUCGGACGAAGAUGACGUACCUCCACGUGAAAAAGUUCAGAAGAACAGCAAAGGAAGUAUAGACUUUUGUGUUCGUAAUAUUCAAGGUCAACAUGCAUUUGGCAGACGUGAGAUUGAAAUAGCUGAACAGGAAAUGCCUGGAAUAAUGGCUCUCCGAAAGCGAGCAAGUGAAGAUAAACCAUUGAAGAAUGCAAAAAUUGUCGGUUGUACGCAUAUAAACGCACAAACAGCAGUACUCAUUGAGACCCUUGUAGAACUGGGAGCAUCGAUUCGUUGGGCUGCUUGUAACAUAUACUCAACACAGAAUGAAGUGGCAGCUGCGCUAGCUGAAGCUGGAUAUCCUAUAUUUGCUUGGCGCGGUGAAACCGAAGAAGAUUUUUGGUGGUGUAUUGAUAAAUGCGUCAAUGCCGAAAAUUGGCAACCAAAUAUGAUUCUGGACGAUGGCGGUGAUGCAACACAUUUGAUGUUAAAAAAAUAUCCCGCUAUGUUUAAAAUGGUCAAAGGUAUAGUAGAAGAGAGUGUAACUGGAGUACAUCGCUUAUACCAGCUGUCGAAAUCUAGCAAAUUAACUGUACCAGCAAUGAACGUUAAUGACUCUGUAACAAAAACUAAAUUUGAUAAUCUUUAUAGUUGCAAGGAAUCAAUUUUGGAUAGUUUAAAACGAUCAACCGAUGUUAUGUUUGGUGGAAAACAAGUUGUAAUAUGUGGCUAUGGGGAAGUUGGAAAAGGUUGUGCACAAGCUUUAAAAGGACAUGGUUGCAUUGUUUACAUCACUGAAAUUGAUCCAAUAUGUGCUCUUCAGGCUAGCAUGGAUGGCUUUCGCGUAGUCAAAUUAAAUGAGGUUAUACGCAAUGUUGAUAUUGUCGUCACUGCAACUGGGAACAAAAAUGUUGUCAAUCGUGAGCAUAUGGAUAAAAUGAAGAGUGGUUGCAUUAUUUGUAAUAUGGGCCAUUCAAACACAGAGAUUGAUGUUAAUAGUCUACGUACGCCAGACUUAACAUGGGAAAAAGUUCGUUCCCAAGUCGAUCAUAUUAUUUGGCCCGAUGGGAAAUGGAUAAUUCUAUUGGCCGAGGGUCGUUUAGUAAAUUUAUCAUGUUCGAGCAUACCAUCAUUUGUCGUUUCGAUAACAUCUGCAACACAAGCACUUGCUUUAAUUGAGUUAUUUAAUGCACCUCCUGGGCGAUAUAAGUCUGAUGUAUAUCUCUUGCCUAAAAAGAUGGACGAGUAUGUAGCUAGCUUACAUCUACCCACCUUUGACGCACAUUUAACAGAGCUUUCUGAUGAACAGGCUAAAUAUAUGGGAUUAAAUAAGGCUGGUCCGUUUAAGCCUAAUUACUAUAGGUGAGUCGAAGAUAUUAAGGAUUGUUUUCCUUUUCCCAAUAAAUAUUUUUGUUGGUAAAAUAAAAAACAAAGCCAUCAAUCACUCAAUAACGAAAUCAUCACUUGGGAGAUCUUCAGUAUACAUCAUCUUUUUAGCUUUUUUAUUUUCUUUAAGAAAUGUUUGGUAAGAAUAUUUUGAUUUUUAUUAUUUCAAUUGAAAAGUAUACAUUAAUAGCUUCAAAUAUUCGGUUAAUUAUAUACAUACAAAUGACAUGAAGGAAUGAAUAGAGUUUGCGUCUUCUCUAAAUACCUAAUUCGUGUCUUACUCUAAAGAAUUUUUCACUAGGCAGGUUAAAAAAAAAAUUAGUAACUUAAAGUUUAUCAAUUUAUAGAAAGUUAGUCAAGCAAAAUCUGCUUUAAUUUGUUAGGAGAAAUUGCACAGGGUGUAAAACUUUAUCAUUUUCCGUGCUUUAAACAAUCACAGUUAAAAAUUAAAAAAAUGUAUGAAGCAAUGUAUGAAUAUAUAGGACGCGUUUUUUUUUUUUUUUUUUUUUUUUGAAAGGCACACAACCAUACCAAGAACAAUUUAACUAUCCGAAAGUAUAAGUUAAUGUACAUAUGCAAGAUUUGUACGUGCACCUAAUCGAUCGUCAAUCUCCUUGUAACAUGAAUUCCCUCUCCACAACUUGUUGUAAUACGUUCUCUAUCUAAAUCACAGCGUGUUUAAAAAAUACAUCUGGAUGUAAAUAAUGUAAAAUGUCAAAAAUAAAUCCAAUUCCAUAAUAUUCACUACUUAAAUCCAAUCUUUAAUCCAAUUUUUAAAUCCAAUCUCGUUAAACCCAAACAAAUUUAAACAGCUGUCUGCAGAUCUGUUUAACUUUAUAAAUCCAGAUGUAAAAUUCAUUUUCAGAGUGUUCAGUUGUUUUGUCAAGUUCUGUGAAGGAAAAAUAAAGAUAAAUGCAAAAAAUUAUACAAAAUUUAUUGAAUAAUCACAUUUUUUUUUUUUGAGUGAAUAAUAUGAACAAAAAAUUAAAUCAUUGGAUUUAUGAAAUUCAGAUUUAAUGGAUUGGAUUUAAAAUAAACUUUAAUCCAAAUUAAAUCCAGAGUGAAUAAUAUGGCCGUUAGUCAUUAUCACUACUUUCAUAUUAAUUAUCUGUACCAUUAACUUUUACUCUAUCAUAUUUUGUCCCUCUUAAAACCCUUAUUAGCGAGUUGUUUAAGUAUGAUUGUUAGUAAAAGUUUAAAAAGCAAAUUUUAGUAAAUCUAUUUUGUCAGCUUCACCACACAGAGCGCAUUUGAAACUGCGUUGUAAUAAGAGCCAUGUUUUUACUGAGUAAACAUUUUAUGCUGUAAACAACAACAAACGAUAACUUUUAUUUAUUAUUAAUAAUCCUUUAUUGUUGAAGGGUCAAAAAUGUAUAAGCAUGGACGUAUUAUAUAAAACAUCCAUGUGUAUAAGUUUAGAAAAAAUCUCUGUAAAGCAACAAAUAAAAAACUUGUUUAUCCUUAGCAUUCAUUUGUUGUUGUUUCCCGUGAAAAAUUUUACUGAGCUAAGUACUGAGUUCAAAAAAAAAAA